This is a messenger RNA of Nicotiana attenuata, 1476 nucleotides long. RefSeq lists its product as uncharacterized. The record is from RefSeq and is a predicted model, not a curated record. Lineage: Eukaryota; Viridiplantae; Streptophyta; Magnoliopsida; Solanales; Solanaceae. The coding region runs from base 1 to 1476 and encodes 491 amino acids. The transcript has a single exon.
AUGACUGUUAAGAAAGCAGCAGGAGUCAAUCAGGUUGAAGCUUGGAAUUCAUUAGCGCAACAAAUUGCAACUCUGACACAAAAAGUUGAGGACUUUCAGGUAAAUACUCAAUCAUCAUCUCAACAUGAGAAUUGUGACGUUUGUGGAGGUAAUCAUCCCAAUCAUGAGUGUCAAGCUUUAAUACAAAAUGAAGAACAAGUAAAUAUUAUUAGUUAUAGAACCAGUUAUCCAUCUGGUUGUCCUAUGGCACAAAAACAUUCGAGAUCCCAAUGGAGUAACCCAAAUGGUGCUGAAAAUCCUCAAAGAUUUUUUAAUCAAAAGCAGCAGGUACAGGGACCACCUGGUUUUCAAAAUCAAAAUAAAGGGCAACAAGAUUUCCAGAAAUAUCAACAACCGCCCCAAAGAUCUCAUCAGCAAAGCCUCGAAGACAUGAUGUACAAGUUCAUUAAGGCUACCGAAGAUAAGGUUGAAAGUCAGAGUUCAGCCAUCAAGAAUUCAGAAAUCCAGAUGAUCCAAUUAGCAACCCUCAUGUCUGAACAAAUAAAAGGUGAUCUACCAAGCAACACCGAGAAAAAUCCAAAGGAACACCUCAAAGCCAUCUCUCUGCGGUCAGGUAAAACUCUUAAUGAUCCAUAUGUAGAUAGACUAGGAAAGCCACAAGAAGUGGAACAGGUAAAUGAAGGUGAGAAUAAAAGAGACUCUACACUUCUAAAAGAACACAAAGAUAAAGGAAGAAAGGUACAAGAAAAUCAAUUGAUGACAAAUCCUCACUCUGUACCCCUCCCUUUUCCCCAAAAAAUGAAAAGAGAAAAUCUUGACAAACAGUUUUCAAAGUUUCUAGAUAUUUUAAAGCAACUUUAUAUUAACAUACCUUUCACAGACGCUUUGACACAAAUGCCCUCAUAUGCUAAAUUUCUCAAACAAAUUUUGUCAAGUAAAAGAAAAUUGGAAGAAGUUUCAGUGGUUAAGCUUACAGAGAAAUAUAGUGCUAUACUUCAAAAUAAGCUUCCACAGACACUUGGUGAUCCAGGGAGUUUUACAAUUCCUUGUACUUUGGGAGGUGCUCACUUUGAAAAGGCAUUAUGUGAUUCAGGUGCUUCAAUAAAUCUAAUGCCUUUCUCAAUUUUCAGGAAAUUAGAACUUGGUGAAAUGAAAGAUACUUGUGUGUCUCUUCAAUUAGUUGAUCAAAGUACUAAAAGGCCCAAAGGAAUAAUUGAAAAUGUCCUCGUUAGAGUAGAUAAAUUUGUAUUCCCAGUAGAAUUUAUGGUACUUGAAAUGGAAGAAAAUACUGAGGUACCAUUAAUUUUAGGUAGACCAUUUCUCGCAAAAGGAAGAGCGAUCAUUGAUGUUCAUCAAGGACAAUUAAUAUUGCGAGUUGAUGAGGAGAGAGUACUUUUUGAUAUGCAGAAAAUGAUAAAAUUUCCUGGGAAUGAGUCAUCAUCAUCUUUUUUUCAAAUUUACUAUAUGACCUUGUAG